GUUUGAAUUUGGUCGUUUGUUUGGAGGUUGCGGUGGGCUCAGGUUCCAAAGCUGUUAGAAGGUGAGGGAAAGCGCCAAAUUUGAAUUGGGGCUCCGCUUUUUCACGACGCUUGCCCACGGUGCUGUGUCGGGGGUUCGCUUGGAUUGACACGGAGUGGUUGUGUGUGCCUAAACAACCCAACAUUCGCUGCUUGCAGCCGGACUGAUAAUGGCUGAGUGGAGCUCAGCGGCCGCCAGCGCCGGGAGUCUUCUGGUGGAUUCAUCCGGUUUCGAUUCCAGACUCGCCGACUCCUCCAAGGAGCACCUCCUGAUCGAGACCGUAUCGGACGCCGUGGAAGGUGCACCUCUGCCAGCAGAAGUUAUAUUAGUAGGAAAAGUUGGGGACACUGAAGACGUUUUAAAAGCCUUGGAGACCAUUAAAGAAAUGGAGAUUCCUUUGAAGGUGAAGGAAAGCACGCCAAAUAGCAAGUUUGGACAACGGUUUAUAAAAUCUAUUGUAAAUAUGGAGAUCAAGCUACCAUUUGUUAAAUUGGAUAGUGUGCAAGAUUUUGACAAUGAAAAUGUUGAGCUUGAAACAAUAUUUGUGUUGGAAGAAUUUGAAGGCCAGCCUUAUGAGACCUUGCACAAGAGGAAUGCUAGAAUCUUGGGGCCUCCUGUGGUGUUGCAAUAUGCAAGGAAACGAGAGCCUUUGCCUUUCACAUCACGGCCGCUGUACUGCACAAGUAUGUUGGAUCUGGUCUUGUGUUUCACUGGAUUCAAGAAGGAGAAGAUGCUUAUUCUUGUUACCCUGGCACAUCAUAUGGGAGCAAUCAUUCGGAAAGAAUACACUGGUAAAAUAACUCAUCUUGUGGCCAAUUCUACUCAGAGUGGCAAGUUCCGGGCUGCUGUAAGUAUGGGCACUCCUAUCAUGAGAGCAGAAUGGAUUUAUGCUGCUUGGGAAAGGAGAAAUGCAAUUGAUUUUUGUGUUACCGAUGAAGUGUUUCGAAAUGAUUUCAAAGUGCCCCCGUUUCAAGACUGUGUGCUAUCUUUUCUGGGAUUCCCAGAUGAAGAACUCCGAAAUAUGGAAGAAAUGACUGAAAUGCAAGGAGGAAGAUACUUGCCUCUUGGUGGUGAAGCAUGCACUCACCUUGUGGUGGAGAAUACAAUAAAACAGCUGCCAUUUGAACCCACCAAAAAACUGUUCAUUGUAAAACAGGAGUGGUUCUGGGGAAGUAUACAGAUGGAUGCCAGAGCUGGAGAAUCAAUGUACUUGUUUGAAGAGUCAGAAAGUCCAACCCUGAAGACAUCAGUGUCUUUGCUUUCAUUGAAUACACCAAAUAGCAUGCGCAAAAGGCGCCGCUUGCGGGAUACGCUCACACAGUUUACAAGAGAGACUGACAGCUUCUCACCAUUCCCUCCACGCAAAAGGCCUUCAGCAGAAGCUUCUGUUUCACUGGGAUCAUUGUUGGACAUCUCUAACACACCGGACUCCUGUGGAGAAACUCCCAAAUCCAGUGUAAAAUCUUCAAAAUGCUGUGCAGCCAUUCCUGCAAAGCAGUCUGCACGGUGGCAAGUUGCAAUGGAACUGUACCAGACAGAAAGCAACUAUGUUGAUAUUUUAACUACCAUUAUCCAGCUAUUUAAAGUUCCUUUGGAACAAGAGGGUCAACUUGGAGGUCCUAUUCUUGCACAAGAAGAAAUAAAAACAAUAUUUGGCAGUAUUCCAGACAUUUUGGAUGUACACACAAAAAUUAAAACUGAUCUUGAGGAACUUAUUUUGAAUUGGUCAGAAAACCACAGUAUAGGUGCUGUUAUACAAAAAUAUUCAAAGGACUUGGUGAAGACCUAUCCUCCAUUUGUGAACUUCUUUGAAAUGAGCAAAGAUACUAUUGGGAAGUGUGAAAGGCAGAAACCAAGGUUUCAUGCCUUCUUAAAGAUUAAUCAAGCUAAACCUGAAUGUGGUCGCCAGAGCCUGGCUGAAUUGCUUAUCCGGCCUGUGCAGAGGUUGCCAAGUGUGGCGUUGCUGUUGAAUGACCUUCGCAAGCAUACCGAUGACGAUAAUCCUGACAAAGUCAGUUUGGAAAAUGCAAUUGAGCUGCUAAAAGAAGUAAUGACGCAUAUCAAUGAAGAUAAAAGGAAAACUGAAGGUCAACGACAAAUCUUUGAUGUUGUCUAUGAAGUAGAUGGUUGUCCUGCCAACUUAUUGUCAUCUCACCGCAGUCUUGUCCAGCGAGUUGAGACCAUUGUGUUAGAUGAUGACUUGUGCGACCGCGGUGAACAGGUCACAUUAUUCUUAUUCAAUGACUGUCUGGAGAUUGCAAGAAAGCGCCAUAAAGUAAUUAGUUCUUUCAAGAGUCCUCAUGGUCAAACGCGUCCCCCUGCCUCUCUGAAACACAUUAUGCUAAUGCCUCUUUCCCAGAUAAAGAGAGUACUGGAUAUUAAGGAGACUGAUGAUUGCCGCAGUGCAUUUGCCUUGGUGGUACGACCUCCAACAGAACAAUCAAACCUACUGUUCAGUUUCCAAUUAAUAAUGGAAGAACCCAAGAAGGAUUACUGGUUAAGAAUGCUUUGUCGACAUGUGGCAAACACAAUUUGCAAAGCAGAUGCAGAAAAUAUUAUUUUUAACACUGAUCCAGAAUCUCUCGAAAUCAACACAAAAGACGUGGAUAGCACAUUGAGCAGAGCAUCAAGAGCAUUUAAAAAAACCUCAAAGAAGGUUACGAGAGCAUUCUCAUUUACUAAAACACCAAAGAGAGUUUUGCAACGAGCACUGAUGGUUCACAGUACCCCUGAUACAAAGAGCCCAACAAAUAAUGGAACUUACCUGGGUAGUCGAUUGGCCAGUACAUCAUCUUUAGUGAUGUCCCGUUCUUCAUCCACCCGUGGUCUGAAUGGUUCAGUGAUGUCAGCAAACUGUGUAACUGUGCAGCGUUCUAAUUCUCUGGACUGUGCACCGAUUGGUGUCAGACCCAGAAACAUUCUUCGUUCACCCUCUACCCAUCUUAUCAACAGGAGUACAAUCGCCUUCACUGGUGAGUCUACCAGCAAUGUUUGAGAAAAAAUACCACACUUUCAGUCGAUCAACAACUCAUUUGAUAUAGCAGCUGCACCUCGGCUAAACAUGUAAAAUAAUAUUUUUGAUCAGUUGCAAUCAUUGUAAAAUUCUGAAUGAUAUCAAAUGGAAUUGUAUUUGAAGCAUGCAUAAUUUUAAGGAUAAUGCUGACUGUACUGUGGAUUUUUUUCGUUUAACCUUGUUCCAACAUUACAAUACUAUUCUCUACCUGAUUGAACAGUGUAAUUGAAGAAAUUUUGAUUGCUGUUUUUCUUGCUUCAGUUUGUACAUUUUUGUACAAGUUUAUUUAUUACUCUGCUUCUGUAGCCUUUUUAUUCAAACAUGUUUGUGUAUCAUUUUAAUGCAUUGAUUAAACUGACAUAAUCAACUUCCUGGGGAUCACUUUAGCCUAACUCUUCGCUCAAAUAAGGGAGCAGGUUCAGUGGAAUGCUGGUUUUACAAUGGCCUGAUAUAUAUAAUUGACUUUGGAAGAAUAAAGUUGAACAGGCUGUAAAAUGGGAGUUGAACUUGAUCCUGGAAAUUUCCCAAUGAGUGGAUUUGGUUAAAUUGCCUCAAAGUCUGUUGCUGCUAGGUAAUUCAUUGAAAUCCAUAAACUCAAGAUGGGAUAAACAGUAUCUUUAUUUAACCCUCAAAAUUAAAAUUUAGCAAUCCUAAUGUGCAAAUUACUUAAUACCUCCAAGAUGUUUGGUUCAGUUUUUCUCAAUUUAAAGUAUUUCAAAUUUUAUUAGAAGGGAAAUUUAACAAAGUAGUUUUCUGACCAACAUAAAUGGGUUGUUGCCUUAAUUUACAGCAGGGGGCAUCUUUCAACUUUACCCAAAGCUAUUUUUUUAAAAAGAUGGAGGUUCUGAUUAUGAUUCUUAUUAUAUAAAAUGUAUUAAAUUAUUUAGUCAAUGUCAAAGUACAGUUCUUAGAUGAUAACAUUUUUCUAGGUGCACCUCAUUAAAAUUAGCGACAUCUUAUGGAAUUUCAUUUUGCAUGUGUUAAACAUUCAUUUCUUUGCUAGAAUAUUUUUUGUAUAUUUGAUAUUUCUAUACUUUGAAUGUUUUGAUAAC
Stegostoma tigrinum is the source of this 4104-nucleotide messenger RNA. It is a transcript of the gene ect2, whose product is annotated as epithelial cell transforming 2. The coding region runs from base 209 to 3034 and encodes 941 amino acids. Gene Ontology annotation, molecular function: guanyl-nucleotide exchange factor activity; GTPase activator activity. The transcript is spliced from 25 exons. Gene Ontology annotation, cellular component: cell cortex; nucleus. Gene Ontology annotation, biological process: activation of GTPase activity; regulation of cytokinesis, actomyosin contractile ring assembly; mitotic cytokinesis. Lineage: Eukaryota; Metazoa; Chordata; Chondrichthyes; Orectolobiformes; Stegostomatidae. The record is from RefSeq and is a predicted model, not a curated record.